UCAUGCAUAUUAUGCAAUAAGAAUUGCAGUGCUAUCUAGUAUACUGGUCUUCGUGUUGCUUGUAUUGUUUGUUGGUCUAACUGGCGACUCUUGCGUCUUUCAGGGUGGAAGAUGAUUUUCCUCCAGCUCAUCCUCCUCCUCGUCUUCCUCCCUCUCGUCACUCCAACCUGCCCUGAGCCCUGCCUGUGCGCCUCCACUCUUAUUGACUGCACGGCAAAAGAUCUUAUGCACAACAACCUCCCCACCUCCUUCCCUCCCUCGACCACCAGGCUCUACCUCAACCACAACAAUCUCACCUCCAUCCCCAAUGGGCUCUUUGACAACCUGAAAGACCUCCAGGUGGUUCACCUGUGGGCAAACCCCUGGGAAUGUGACUGUCACAUCCUCUACCUGCGCUCCUGGCUCCAGUGGCAGCAGAACCGGAGCUUUUACAGGAACGUCAUAUGCUUAUCCCCCUCCCAUCUUCAAGGCAGGAUCAUCAGCUAUUUGUCGGAGGAUGAGAUCAUUUCCACCUGUCAGUACUGGUACUGUGGCCUAGCGCUCAUCUCUCAGAUGUGCCUUUUUAUCUUCCUCCUCGUGCAAGCAGUCCUGCUUCUCCUAGUCAUCGUCUACCUGCGUAGAAUUCGAAGGAUAGCCAAGGAAGCCAGGCGAACGGUCACCGAAUUCGACGAACGGGGAGAUACGUGGUCGACUCAUUCCCGAAAGGGUGCAGACUGAUCGACGGGUUGGAUGUGUGGGAGAAGAGAGGAGUUCAGCAGAAGUCCACUUGUGGAUGAGAUGGCUUUGUUUCAGUAGUAUUGAAAACAAAAAUACGCAAUAUUCAGGUGGUUUUUUUUUUAAAAAAAAAAUAUAUUGGCCCAGCUUUGUAUAAGAUAACAGUGUCACCAACACAAAGGAGAAUAAAGACUUUAGUUAGCCCAGUCUUAGGUGGAUGAGAUGGUACGGAGAAGGUCCGUCAAAUAUAGAUUAAGUAAGAUGGGAGCAAGAACACAUCCUUCUGUCAGUGAGAUGUCCUUGAUUAAAUCAGUGGACCUUUACUAAUGUGUUAUGGUACCGUGAUUGGAUCAAAAGUACAGUGGUACCUCGGGUUGCAGAUGCUUCAGGUUAUAGACUCUGCUAUCCCAGAAAUAGU
Podarcis muralis (Common wall lizard) is the source of this 1132-nucleotide messenger RNA. The record is from RefSeq and is a predicted model, not a curated record. NCBI's taxonomy places the organism in Eukaryota, Metazoa, Chordata, Lepidosauria, Squamata, Lacertidae.